CCUGGGAGGGGCGCCCGGAGGCAGCCGCGCAGCAUGCACUGGGGGGUCGGCUUUGCCUCGUCCAGGCCUUGCGUGGUGGAUCUGAGCUGGAACCAGAGCGUCUCCUUCUUCGGCUGGUGGGCCGGGUCCGAGGAGCCCUUCUCCUUUUAUGGGGACAUCAUCGCUUUCCCUUUGCAGGAUUACGGUGGGAUCAUGGCAGGGCUGGGCUCCGAUCCCUGGUGGAAGAAAACCCUUUACUUGACGGGGGGAGCUUUGCUGGCCGCAGCUGCGUAUCUGCUCCACGAACUCCUGGUCAUUAGGAAGCAACAAGAGAUUGACUCCAAGGAUGCUAUUAUUUUGCAUCAGUUUGCAAGACCUAACAAUGGUGUCCCCAGCUUGUCUCCGUUCUGUUUGAAAAUGGAAACUUAUUUAAGGAUGGCUGACUUACCAUAUCAGAACUAUUUUGGUGGAAAACUCUCUGCUCAAGGGAAAAUGCCUUGGAUUGAAUAUAAUAAUGAAAAAGUUUCUGGCACAGAAUUCAUAAUUGACUUUCUGGAAGAGAAACUUGGAGUGAAUUUAAACAAAAACCUUGGCCCACAUGAAAGAGCUGUGUCGCGAGCGGUGACCAAGAUGGUGGAGGAGCAUUUCUACUGGACAUUAGCUUAUUGCCAGUGGGUGGACAAUCUCAAUGAGACCCGGAAGAUGCUCUCUCUUAGUGGUGGUGGUCCCUUCAGUAACCUGCUGAGGUGGGUCGUGUGCCACAUAACGAAAGGAAUUGUGAAGCGCGAGAUGCAUGGCCACGGCAUUGGCCGCUUCUCAGAGGAAGAGAUUUACAUGCUGAUGGAGAAGGACAUGCGGUCCUUAGCAGGGCUUUUGGGUGAUAAGAAGUACAUCAUGGGGCCCAAACUUUCUACUCUCGAUGCCACUGUCUUUGGACACUUGGCACAGGCAAUGUGGACCUUACCAGGGACAAGACCUGAACGGCUGAUCAAAGGUGAGCUGAUCAACCUUGCCAUGUACUGUGAGAGGAUAAGGAGGAAAUUCUGGCCUGAGUGGCACCACGAUGACGACAACACCAUCUAUGAAUCUGAGGAGAGCAGCGAAGGCAGCAAAACCCACACCCCCCUGCUAGAUUUCAGCUUUUACUCAAGGACAGAGACCUUUGAAGAUGAAGGAGCAGAGAAUAGUUUUUCCAGAACCCCAGACACAGACUUCACUGGACACUCACUCUUUGAUUCUGAUGUGGACAUGGAUGACUACACAGACCAUGAACAGUGCAAGUGACGUCCACCCUCACUGACCCUCUACUUUUGGAGCUGCCACUCCCUGGGGUUGGUCCAGUUUCCCAGGUAGAAAUCCGUCUGCACUGGGAGGAGAUCUUGGGGCAUGGCCUGUAUGCUAACUGGACUGUGGCCGUCUUCUUUUUGUACAAACAGAACACAGAACCAUUCAGAUGGCUCCAUUUAAACAGCCUCCACCCCUCCAACAAAGUCAGCAUGGUUCCUGAAGUCCAUUUUUGUUUUCAUUGAAAACUAACAUUGUGUGGUAGAGCAGGUAAAUGAGCAGUUUGUCAGCUGAUAGUGUUUAUAUUGAUCAUCCUCAACCGAGGGCUUAGGUAUGAGUUAGAUUCUUGAAUGUCCUUCAUCCUCCUGGAUAUGAAGUAUGAGAGCUAUCAGAAAACAUGUAGGAGAUAAAUGUCCUAUGGUAGCCACUUGUACUCUAUGUAUGUAUAUUGUAUGUUAAACAUAAGUCAAAUAAAAAUCCAUAGAUACUCAGUGAACACCUACUGUGUACAAAGCACUGUGCUGGGUGCUAAUCAGUUUAAGUUUUAUUCUAAGCUUUGCCAGUGACUAGCUAUGUGAUUUUGGGCAAGUCCCUUAACUAUUGCGUGCCUCAUUUCUCCCACCUGUUAAGGGGGGGUGACAAUACUCUCCACCUACCUACCUCACAGGGGCGUUGUGGGGAUUCAUGCAGUAACAUUCCUAUGGCGCUUUCAACCUCUUGGAAGCAUUGUGACAUGAACACAACAUUUUAUUCUUUAUUGUGCUUCAUUUGUGUGAAGAUCUGAAGGAAAAGGAAUUCUAUAUUCAGGCAACAAUGACCACAGUCACUUGCAAAAGCUGAGCAGAUGAUGCACACACAAGGCCACCAUUAGGACUUUGUCAUCAAUCCCCUUUGUGAGCUUGUUUGAAUCAGAAUCUUUCAUUGAAAGAACGUUGGAAAUAUUUUUAUAAAUCAUCAUUGGCUUAAAAUGGUUGUCAGCACUACAGUAUUUUUACAGAAAAUGUUUCUUUUGUAGCCUGAACUCACACCAGAAUGUUGUUCUUUGUUGCCUCCAGAGCAUUAUGCUUGAUUUAUUUGGAAAGAGUAAAGCUCAGGAAUAUGGGGGAGAGGGUUAUAGAGGUGAAGGGGGAAGCAUUUGAUUGAUUUUUUGUAGGCACAAGCUUGCCAACUUUUAAUGUCUCUUUUGAAAGCAAGCCUUGCAAAGAUAUAUUGAAAGGAUGAAAUAGAAUGAGGAUCAUGUUACUUGUACCAGUGAUACUCUGUUACUCUGUGCAGUGAUAGGCAGUUUUAGUGCUGCACCUUUUCUGGAGUUUUCAGCUGCUGCCCAGUGAGAGGUGGGAAAUGCUCAGAACAGAUCUCAGUAUUUCUUAAGGAUCUCCUUCGUGCUCUCCACAGAGCACAGGGACUAUUUUGGUUAUUCACAUUGAAGAAAGCACUCUCAUCUCUGACGAUAGUUUUGUUGACUUAGGGAAUUUUCUAAGGAAAUAUGGGGUGAGGAUCCUGUAUGAUGGAUGCUAUGGCUUUAGGCCAGGAGAACAAGUAUUAAGAUUUGCAACUGCAAAAAAAAAAAAAAAAAAAUUACUUUGCUUCUGAUUAAGGAUUAUUUAUUGUUGGUGAGAAGCAUUUUCUUUCUUUUCCUUUUUCUUUUUGUUUUUUUUGAGACAGGGUCUCACUAUAUAGUU
This is a messenger RNA of Fukomys damarensis (Damara mole-rat), 2945 nucleotides long. It is a transcript of the gene Faxc, whose product is annotated as failed axon connections homolog, metaxin like GST domain containing. Gene Ontology annotation, cellular component: cytoplasm. Lineage: Eukaryota; Metazoa; Chordata; Mammalia; Rodentia; Bathyergidae. The transcript is spliced from 6 exons. The record is from RefSeq and is a predicted model, not a curated record. The coding region runs from base 34 to 1263 and encodes 409 amino acids.